UCAGGGACGGAGGUGCCUGUUUACCCGCGCCGGACUCAACCGCCGCCGCCGCCGCGGGAUCCGAGUGGGGGCGCGGACGCGGGCGCUCCCGCGAGCCACGGUGGUGCUGGCUAGAGUGCACGCAUUUGGACCCAAGCUUAACUUUUCAAAUGUGGAAUCCUAGGCCUUCACUGGUUUCCGGAAGAAGUUGACUGCCCGAAAGGAAACUGCAAAACAUGAAAAUCGCUUUGAGGUGACCGAUAAGCCCCGUGGCCCCUUGCUUCUCCCGCAGUGGAUCUGAGCUUUAAGAACUCUAACUUCAGAUGAAGCAACUUGAGCCCAGGGAGAGGGAGUGAGUGCCAGGGUCACGUGGUGUGGAGCUCGGCCCGUCCGCGGGCAGUGCGUGGCCCUCUCAACUCGGCUUGGACUUGGAGUCCCUUGCAAGGUACUUGUCAGCCUCUCUUCUGGGCUGGCUGACUCCACGCUUUUGAAAUGUCCCGACCUCCAAUGGCCGACCAGAGAAUGGACAUUUCUUCAACAAUCAGUGACUUCAUGUCCCCGGGCACCACCGACCUCCUCUCCAGCCCCCUGGGCCCCGGCGGCACGGAUUGCAACCGCAAGCGGAAAGGCAGCUCCACCGACUACCAAGAAAGCAUGGACACGGACAAAGAUGACCCUCACGGAAGGUUAGAAUAUACAGAGCACCAAGGAAGGAUCAAAAAUGCAAGGGAAGCUCACAGCCAGAUUGAAAAGAGGCGUCGGGACAAAAUGAACAGUUUUAUUGACGAAUUGGCGUCUUUGGUACCUACGUGCAAUGCCAUGUCCAGGAAAUUAGAUAAGCUCACUGUGCUAAGGAUGGCUGUUCAGCACAUGAAAACAUUACGAGGUGCCACCAAUCCAUACACAGAAGCGAACUACAAACCAACUUUUCUGUCAGAUGAUGAAUUGAAACACCUCAUUCUCAGGGCAGCAGAUGGAUUUUUGUUUGUCGUAGGAUGUGACCGAGGGAAGAUACUCUUUGUCUCAGAGUCUGUCUUCAAGAUCCUCAACUACAGCCAGAACGAUCUGAUUGGCCAGAGUUUGUUUGACUACCUGCACCCUAAAGAUAUCGCCAAAGUGAAGGAGCAGCUCUCCUCCUCGGACACGGCGCCCCGGGAGCGGCUCAUAGAUGCAAAAACUGGACUUCCAGUUAAGACAGAUAUAACCCCUGGGCCGUCUCGAUUAUGUUCUGGAGCACGACGUUCUUUCUUCUGUAGGAUGAAGUGUAACAGGCCUUCGGUAAAGGUUGAAGACAAGGAUUUCCCCUCUACCUGCUCAAAGAAAAAAGCAGAUCGAAAGAGCUUCUGCACCAUCCACAGCACAGGGUAUCUGAAGAGCUGGCCGCCCACAAAGAUGGGGCUGGAUGAAGACAGUGAACCAGACAACGAGGGCUGUAAUCUCAGCUGCCUGGUCGCAAUCGGACGACUACAUUCUCACGUGGUUCCACAGCCGGUGAACGGGGAAAUCAGGGUGAAGUCUAUGGAAUAUGUGUCUCGGCACGCGAUAGACGGGAAGUUUGUUUUUGUAGACCAGAGGGCAACAGCUAUUUUGGCAUAUUUACCGCAAGAACUUCUAGGCACAUCAUGUUAUGAAUAUUUUCACCAAGAUGACAUAGGACAUCUCGCAGAAUGUCAUAGGCAAGUUUUACAGACAAGAGAAAAGAUUACGACUAAUUGCUAUAAGUUUAAAAUCAAAGAUGGUUCUUUCAUCACGCUGCGGAGUCGAUGGUUCAGUUUCAUGAACCCUUGGACCAAGGAAGUAGAAUACAUCGUCUCAACCAACACUGUUGUUUUAGCCAACGUCCUGGAAGGCGGGGACCCAACCUUCCCGCAGCUCACAGCGUCCCCCCACAGCAUGGACAGCAUGCUGCCCUCUGGAGAAGAUUCCUUUGUUGUAGGUGGCCCAAAGAGGACCCACCCCACUGUUCCAGGGAUUCCAGGGGGAACCAGGGCUGGGGCAGGCAAAAUAGGUCGAAUGAUUGCUGAAGAAAUCAUGGAGAUCCACAGAAUAAGAGGGUCAUCGCCUUCCAGUUGUGGCUCCAGCCCAUUAAAUAUCACAAGUACACCUCCCCCUGAUGCCUCUUCUCCAGGAGGCAAAAAGAUUUUAAAUGGAGGGACUCCAGACAUUCCUUCCAGUGGCCUACUACCAGGGCAGGCUCAGGAAAACCCAGGUUAUCCAUAUUCUGAUAGUUCUUCUAUUCUUGGUGAGAACCCUCACAUAGGCAUAGACAUGAUAGAAAACGACCAAGGCUCAAGCAGUCCCAGCAAUGAUGAAGCAGCAAUGGCCGUCAUAAUGAGUCUCUUGGAAGCAGAUGCUGGGCUGGGAGGUCCUGUUGACUUCAGUGACUUGCCAUGGCCGCUGUAAACACUACAUGUUGCUUUGGCAACAGCUACAGUAUCAAAGUGCAUUACUGGUGGAGUUUUACAGUCUGUGAAGCUUACUGGAUAAGGAGAGAACAGCUUUUAUGUACUGUCCUCAUAAAAGCCACCUCAGAGCCAUUGAUACAAGUCAAUCUUACUAUGUGUAACUUCAGACAAAGUGGAACUAAGCCUGCUCCAGUGUUUUCUCAUCAUUGAUUAUUGGGCUAGCUGUGGAUAGCUUGCAUUAAUUGUAUAUUUUGGAUUCUGUUUGUGUUGAAUUUUUUAAUCAUCGUGCACAGAAGCAUCAUUGGUAGCUUUUAUAUGCAAAUGGUCAUUUCAGAUGUAUGGUGUUUUUACACUACAAAGAAGUCCCCCAUGUGGAUAUUUCUUAUACUAAUUGUAUCAUAAAGCCGUUUAUUCUUCCUUGUAAGAAUCCUUUACUAUAAAUAUGGGUUAAAGUAUAAUGUAUUAGACAGUUAAAUAUUUUUAAUAAAUGUUUCCCUUGUUCUAUAAA
This is a messenger RNA of Lynx canadensis (Canada lynx), 2892 nucleotides long. It is a transcript of the gene BMAL1, whose product is annotated as aryl hydrocarbon receptor nuclear translocator like. The transcript has 20 exons. Lineage: Eukaryota; Metazoa; Chordata; Mammalia; Carnivora; Felidae. The record is from RefSeq and is a predicted model, not a curated record. Gene Ontology annotation, molecular function: protein dimerization activity; DNA-binding transcription factor activity, RNA polymerase II-specific; RNA polymerase II cis-regulatory region sequence-specific DNA binding. Gene Ontology annotation, cellular component: transcription regulator complex; nucleus; cytoplasm. The coding region runs from base 472 to 2382 and encodes 636 amino acids. Gene Ontology annotation, biological process: circadian rhythm; regulation of transcription by RNA polymerase II.